This is a messenger RNA of Solanum tuberosum (potato), 1080 nucleotides long. Its product is annotated as probable mediator of RNA polymerase II transcription subunit 26b. NCBI's taxonomy places the organism in Eukaryota, Viridiplantae, Streptophyta, Magnoliopsida, Solanales, Solanaceae. Bases 68 to 391 code for a protein of 107 amino acids. The transcript has 8 exons. The record is from RefSeq and is a predicted model, not a curated record.
GAAAAUCAUCGAUAACAAUCAAAAUGAGUCUGAUUCGAAUAUAUAUAAGAGCUUAAAGAGGCUUCAAAUGAUGGCUUUGUCCGUGGAGAUUCUGCAGAACACAGAAAUUGGGAAGUCUGUUAAUACUCUCAGAUGGCACAACUCAAAAAAUAUUCGAUGUCUGGUCAGGAAGAUGGUCAAGGGAUGGAUUGAAAUGUUACAAGAGUGGAUGGAUGCUCGAGCAACAUUAACAGAAAGGAAAUCUGAGUCCACGAAAGCAUUCGUUGUUGAUGAAGAAGACGGAGGACUUCCUGUCCCACCCUUGGACGACAUACUUUCCUUUUUACGCAGACAACUUCAAUCGAGCUGUCACAAAUCUUUGAUGGCAUGGAUGAUGAUGGAAAUGUUAUAAUCAGCGUGGGCCAAAAGGACGAGCAAGAAAAGAAACAAACUUCAGUACUUGUCAAACCAAAUAAGCCUCCCGGAGGCAACUCAGGACGUGGAAGACCAACUAAGUCAACACUCGAACAGAAGCUCAACAAUGAUCAUGAAAUGAAACUCCAGGAGAAAUCUGACCAAAGAAAAAUUCAAACAAGGCCUGUGCCUACUCAACAAAACGUGAGUGUUCGAAGGGUGUCAAUUUCUAGUUCAUGUAAAGCUUCGAUUUCUAACUAACAGAUCAUCAUUUUGUUGUAUCAGAAACUGAAAUGCCCCGAUGAGGAUGCAGAACAUUUGAAACUUGAGGCCACAAAGCGAAAGCUCCAUAAGUGUUACCAAGAAGUUGAAAAUGCGAAGAGGCAGAGGAUUCAAGUAAUGAAGUUGAAGGACAUACCCAAGCAAGGCCGUGGCAUUAGAAAGACUCAUAAUAGGCCUUUGGUAAAUAGGCGUUAAUGAAUCAUUUAUUCGCCUUUGCUAGUCAAUCUUGUGGAGGAGCAUCGUCAGUGAAGACUCGUGUCAAUGGUAUCAGCUAAUAACUCAAGAUAUAGUGGAUCUCGUCUAGUUAGGAGAGGUGCGCGUUUUGAAAUGUUGUCCAAAUUAUACAUUUUCCUGUUGGAAGGACCUGAAUUGUUCCCCCAUUUUUCGACUUUUUUUAACAUUAGC